CUUCCCAGGAAUGCGGCAAGGUAAUGACUUUGGCACCCAAUAUCGCUCGGCCAUCUACACGUUCUCUCAGGAACAGAUGGAAGCUGCUCUGAAAUCUAAAGAGGAUUAUCAAAAGGUACUGACGGAGAAGGGCUUUGGCACCAUCACAACAGAAAUCCGCGAGGCUCCUGAGUUCUAUUACGCUGAAGAUUACCAUCAACAGUAUCUAAACAAGAACCCCAAUGGUUAUUGUGGACUUGGGGGCACUGGGGUUUCCUGUCCUAUUAGGAUUCAAAAAUAAUCUUUGCUCAUGCCACUGCACCAACCUUGUGUGAUGUUUUUGCUAGAAACGUAGGCUACGUCUACAUUGGCAAGAUUUUGCGCAAAUACUUUUAACGCGAGAGUUUUUGCGUUAAAGUAUUUGCACAAGAGAGCAUCUACACUGGCAUGUGCUUUUGCGAAGAGAUGUGCUUUUGCGCAAAAGCAUCCGUGCCACUGUAGACGCUCUCUUGCGCAAGAAAGCUCCAAUGGCCAUUUUAACCAUCGGGCUUUAUUGUGCAAGAAAUUCAUGUUGCCUGUCUACACUGGCCUCUUGCGCAAGAACAUCAGUGUUCUUGCGCAAGAACGCGCGGCCAGUGUAGACAGGCGGCAAGUUUUUGCUCAAAAGUGGCUGGUUUUGCACAAAAUCUUGCCAAUGUCGACACAGCCUUAGAGUAAAGCACCCAAAAAAAGUAAAAAAUCUGUAAAGUUCUACAUAUUUUAGUUAUCAAAAGAACACAAUCUAAUUGUGCCAGUUCCAAUUAUUGUGGUAACUGAUUUCAAAAUACCUGUCAGCAAGUAUGUCUGUUAAUGACACAGAUAACAAAAAGGCUCAGGAAAUGUUUUUUGACAAAUAGAUUCCUUACUAGGCAUAUUAAAAGAGAAUUUGAUGUA
Pelodiscus sinensis (Chinese soft-shelled turtle) is the source of this 912-nucleotide messenger RNA. The record is from RefSeq and is a predicted model, not a curated record. NCBI's taxonomy places the organism in Eukaryota, Metazoa, Chordata, Testudines, Trionychidae.